Schistocerca gregaria is the source of this 7441-nucleotide messenger RNA. Its product is annotated as signal-induced proliferation-associated 1-like protein 2. NCBI's taxonomy places the organism in Eukaryota, Metazoa, Arthropoda, Insecta, Orthoptera, Acrididae. Gene Ontology annotation, biological process: regulation of small GTPase mediated signal transduction; activation of GTPase activity. The record is from RefSeq and is a predicted model, not a curated record. The transcript is spliced from 22 exons. Bases 370 to 4773 code for a protein of 1467 amino acids. Gene Ontology annotation, cellular component: cytoplasm. Gene Ontology annotation, molecular function: GTPase activator activity; protein binding.
UCGCUGGCACGUCCGUGGUGACGCUUGGCGGUUGUGUGAACGCUCCAGCCGAGGUUUCGACAGUGAAAAUUGUGGCCGACGCGUUUUUCACGAAAACGUCUUCAUUAAUGAAUGUAUCGUUAAACAGUGAUUCCACAGUUAGUGCACAGACAACUGACAUCGCUGCGUGUUUAUUAUCGCUUCCUCGCUAAUUAUUGCCGUGGCGUCCUUUCGGCGUGGAGGGUCUGCCGUGUAGGGAGUGUUGUUGUUUUAGCAGAAGACUGCCUGUUCCUCAACGCAACACUGUUUUGUGUCCAGAGACAGCGUCAGCGCAGGCCGACGACGCAGCCUUCUACGGACAGUGUGGGUGUCGGAGUGGGCGGCCAUGGGAUGACGCUGCUGCAGCGCAGCUCGUCGAGCCUGGAGCUGAGCCAGCAGGAGCACGGGCCCGCGCCGGCCCUCGGCCUCUGCCCGCCCGCCCCCGCCACCCCCGGGGGCGGACACGGGCUGGGGGCGGGCGCCGCCGCCCACGCGCUGCCGCUCCGCACCGCCGGCCGCCAGUACGGUAGCCACGGCUCCAUAGACGUCGUCGCGAACGGGUGCGCCGGCGGCGGCGGGGAGAGCUUCUUCGCGCUGGUGGAGGAGUUCCGGCCGGUGCUGGACCAGCGCAGCCCGGGGCCCGCCGAGUACCUGCGCGGCCGCGUCGAGCCGCCCCCGCAGCGCGACAACGCCGCCAACGCCUUCGUCGACGAGCGGCCUUCCGCCCCCGCCGCCUCCGCUGCCGCAGCGGCCGCGUCCCCCGGUGCCGCCUCCGAGCGCAGCCCCCGCGCGCGCCUCAAGCUGCACCGCUUCUGGUCCGCCACCAACGGCGCCAAGUCCACCCCCAGCAGGCAAAUCUCCACGCCGGACGACUCCGGGUGCCCGACCCCCGACUCGGCGGAGCAGCAGCAGGGGCGGUGCCGGUGGCGGCAGCUGCAGUUCGCCCACCACGACCUGCAGUCGCUGACGGCCGGCUCGCUGGGCUGCGCCGCUCUGCGCCUGCGCGGCCUGCAGCUGGCGCGCCGCCGCAACACGGCCACCGGCGCCUCGGCCGCGUCGGGGGCGGCGGCCGGCGGCGGCGGCGGCGCGGCGGCGGCCAGGGCCGCCACGCCCGAGUCGCCCGCCGACUCGGGGCCCGACGCCGCCCCCGAGGAGCACGACCCGGGCGACGGCCGCUGCAACGACCUGCUCGAGAGCUGCCCAUUCUUCCGUAAUGAAGUGGGUGGCGAGGCGGAGCGUGUUGUGAGCCUGACAAGAGGUGGUGGUGGUGGUGGAGGUGGUCGAGCACCACCACUACACCGUCCGCCACUGGCCGCAGGGGUCAGUGUUCUGGAGUUCCCGGCUGGCGAGUCCCACUGGCGGUCUGGUGCCUGUCCACUGCGCCGGCAGCGUGCAGCCAUCGAGGGGGUCGACCGUGGCGCACUCUACUACCGCAACUACUUCCACAACCAGGAGCAUCAAAACUGGUUUGGUGUGGAUGAGAACCUUGGACCAAUUGCUGUAAGUCUGAGGAGAGAACGAUUAGAGAGGGGAGAAGCAUCACCUACGUAUCUUUAUAGGCUGCUUAUCAGGACAACUGAGCUCCUAACACUGAGAGGAUCUGUUCUAGAGGAUGCAAUACCAAACAUUAAACCUUCAAAUAGUAACAAGGGAAUGUGUACAAAGGAAGUACUGGAAUACAUAGCACCUGAAAUACAAUUGUCAUGCCUGCGUCUUGGGAUUGCAUCACCUCAGACAGAAGCGCAGCUAUUGAAACUCGAUGAACAGGCAUUAAUAAGACACUACAAAGUUGGUGUGCUUUAUUGCCGAGCAGGGCAGUCUUCUGAAGAAGACAUGUACAAUAAUGAGGAUGCAGGUCCUGCGCUGGUAGAGUUCCUCGACACUGUAGGUCAGCGAGUAAGACUGCGUGGUUUCGACAAAUAUCGAGCUGGACUUGACAACAAGACGGACUCGACCGGUCUCUACUCCGUAUAUGCUCAGUAUCAAGACUGUGAAAUAAUGUUCCACGUAUCCACAUUACUGCCCUUCACACCAAACAAUAGGCAGCAGCUGUUAAGGAAGAGGCAUAUUGGGAAUGACAUUGUAACUAUAGUCUUCCAAGAGCCUGGUGCUCACCCAUUCACACCAAAGAAUAUUCGUUCUCAGUUCCAACACGUCUUUAUUGUUGUGAGAGUUGUGAAUCCUUGUACAGAGAACACACAGUACCGUGUUGCUGUGAGUCGAUCCAAAGAAGUACCUCCAUUUGGACCACCAAUCCAAGAUGGAGCUACAUUUCCUAAGUCCAAAGCUUUUGGGGAUUUUUUAUUAGCCAAAGUAAUCAAUGCAGAAAACGCAGCCCAUCGUUCAGAGAAAUUUGCAACCAUGGCAACUCGCACACGACAAGAGUACUUGAAGGAUUUGGCAUCAAAUUACACUACUACUACUGUUGUGGAAUCUGGUCAAAAAUUCUCAAUGCUGUCAUUUGGCAGUAAGAAGAAAGAACGAGCCAGUGGCAAUAAUCCUGGUGGUUGCCCCAUGGCAUCUCUCUCAGCUUGGCAGCGAGGAGCUGUUGCUUGGCCAGUGCUGUUGGAGGAUGGCGGUGGACAGCAAGUUUCUGCAGGUGUUACCGUCGUUCCGUGUUCACUUGGUGUUUCGGCUGAUACAUUACUGCUGGUCGACGAGCAGUCCCGGGAUGUCGUCUUUGUCACCCCAUGCAAAGCAAUACUUGGCUGGCAGCUAAGUUCUAAUAAUGUGCGACUGUACCAUCACACGGGUGAAUGUGUGUCACUACAAAUGCGUGGUGAGACAGAAGAUGUGACGGACUUGUCUGCACGACUUCGGGCAGUGACACCUGGGGCAGAAGCGAGGGAGUUGACUCUGCAUCGAAAUGCGUUGGGACAAUUAGGAUUCCACGUGCAACCAGAUGGGGUUGUGACACAGGUGGAGGCAGCCGGACUGGCUUGGCAGGCUGGCCUCCGGCAAGGAGCCAGGCUCGUUGAGAUAUGCAAGGUAGCAGUGUCAACACUGUCACACGACCAAAUGGUGGACCUGUUAAAGACCUCUGUCACUGUUACUGUCACUGUUAUACCUCCAUUACCAGAUGGAACUCCACGCAGAGGGUGCUCAUUGCCCAACUGCCGCGCCUCUGCUGGAGGUAAUGGUGCAGUGGGAAGUGGAGGGGCUGAAGGAGAUUACGAGAAUGUCCCUUGCCCAGGGACAGGUAAACCAGCAGUACCUGGCAACCACCGGCGGCGCUAUGAUCAGCAGGAACCGGAACGCAGCUUCUCGCCGCCCAGGUCGUCAGCCAGUUCGGGCUACGGCACGGGUAGUAGUGGACGUUCUUUUGGUGAUCCUUCACGCUUUCCUUCAAAUCCAGAGGGUACUUUGACAAGUUCAUCAUCAGGACACUCGGGUGAUGACAGAUGGUACGAAGUUCCGGAGCCGGAAAAUGUUGGCACACCUUUGUUAGAUGCACAAGUGCCAAAUGGGGGUAACUCUCCCCCACCACCUCCACUGCCAGCACGAUUGGGAUCGGGUGGUAACAGUGCCUUCCAGCAAGUUAAGCAGCGAGGGAAUCAUUCACAUUCUCAUUCCCAUUCACACUCCCAUGCACCCUUUUCUCUACCACACACUUUGGACUGCUUGACUGUGCGUUCACCACAGAAGGUAGAAGUAAUGACUUGCAGUCUUCCACCUGCCCUGCCUCUUCUCACGGGAGUUCCUAGUGACGGACAUUCCACGGAUACUAGCUCUGCUGCCAGCGAACGAUUAUUUGGGGCUCCAAGUGAAGAUGACCUGUCCGGUGGUGGCAGCGAUGGAGUUUCACCUCGUCUUCGUCGCACUCCUCGGCGCCAGCAACAGUCUCAGCAAACCAAUGCCAGCAGUGGAAGCAGUCGAAACCUCAGUCCUCGUCCAGCAAAUGCAACUGGGAACCACCCAGGCCCUGGAGAGGCACGGCUCAGGCCUGGAGUAACACCAAGGUCUCGGACAGACAGAGAGCACCGUGCUAGUUCUGGUCUUACCUCAAGUUCUUUGCAAGAAGAACUAAUGAGGCUAAUUAAUCCAGACUAUGAAGAUAAUCCUGAAAAGGAGAAGCUUUGUGUAAACAAAGCUGAGCCAGAAUGUGAACGGGAGCGAGAGAGAGAUCGUGACCACAGUCGUGACCGAGAACGUGAACGUGAAGUAAUACUUACCACGGCAAGACCAGCUACAGUUAUCUCAAAUGCUAGUACGGCGUCAAGUCCAGCACCGACUGACAACAAGAUCAUUCCCCGUGAUAGAGAUGACAGCAUUCCAGCGUAUCGACGACAGAUAACUGUCGGAGGAACAGUCGGCACUGGUAGUGGAUCAAAAACGGAGCCCCUGUCGCUGCCAUUGCCAGAUGCCCGUCAGAUGGACUGGCCGAGUCUAGUAGAUACAGCAACAAGGGCCAUGCUGCAUUUGCCACCUUCAGAAGGUGGUGUAGGAGUAGGGGUUGGUGCCGGUGCAGAACUACAAGCAGCCCGCAAUGGUGAGAGCCUUGGGCAUUGGGUGGAUGAUGUAGCUGAAAGACUUGGCCUAGACAGUGUGAGAACUGGAAGUACUGGUCGCCAGGGAAGAUCAGUUCAGCAGGAUCACAGACGUAGACUAUCAUUGGAAGAUGAAGUACGUAGGCUUCGUGAUGAAAAUCGGAGACUGCGGGAUGAAAAUAGGCGUUUACAAGAGGAGUCACAUGCAGCUGCACAACAGCUACGUCGCUUCACAGAGUGGUUUUUCCAUACUCUAGAAAGACAGUAGCUUCAUGUUGGAAAUUUUCUUUAGCCAAAUCAGAUGUAGUGUGUGAAGUGAAGUGGCAGCUAUUUUUGUUGUGUUUGUAUGGCAGAGUUACAGCAGAAACUGUAUUUUUUAUGAGGAGUACAAGAAUAUAACAGUUUGGUUACUGAUAUGUAUCAAGUAGUUGAACAUCCUAUACAGCUGUUGAAUGGCCAUUUUCAAAUUCAGUUUACACACUAAAACAUAAAUGUGGGCCAUGCAGUGACUUUUAAUGACUGUCAUGUUAUUUCAGAAGUAUGAUAUAUUUAAACAUCUUGUGCAUUUUCGCCUCAUUUAGUUACGAAUUUCAAUUGAAUUUUUUCAACACAAAUAUAUCAGCAGAAAGCUUAGGUAUUGUCAGUUGUACUUUCAGUACUCAGAUCUUCAAGCUACAGAACUGCCUACAAAUUUACAUCUUAUUUCUGUAUUUUCCUAUUGAGAUCUCUUACUGAAAAUUAGAAAUAUAAAGUAACAUUAAAAUGUUUCACAGCAUACAUUUUAUUGUAAUUUAAUAAUUAGGAUGAUAGGUCUUUCACUGAAUGACACACUGCACUAGAUUUUAAUUAUAUUACUUUGUUGGCAGCCCUCUAUGAAAUAAGGUGUUCAUGUCAAAAUACCUAAAAUCAUAAGAUAAGCUGACUUAGGCGACUGCUGGUGUCAUCAUUUGGAACAACUGGCGCACUGAUAUAUGCCUUAUAUAUUGUGAUAUGUGUAGAUUGGUGCAGGAUUGAAGGUCUAUCAGAAAUGGAUGCAGUAACAUCACAGUUGUUUAAAAACAUCUGACAGGUUUUACAGUACAGACAUUGUUGUAUCUCAUUGUAAGUAGUUACCUUGAAGUUUUGCCCUUUUUUUUUUAAUUUUUUUUUUUUUUUUUUUGAGCAGCUUUUUAUACGCGAAAAAAUCUAUCCUUAUAUGUAUUGUUGUACUGUUUAAUGAUAUUUAAAUUAUUUCCACAUAAAGUGAACCAAAUUACGUAGAGUUCAAGAAAGGUAGGAAAAGACUGUUUACAUUCGUUAAUCUCCUUGUUACAAUAUACGCACAAAAUAUCUAAUGUGCAUUAAUUUACUGUUUAGGAUCAGCAGUGCCUGAAAGGCGUGAACUGUGCUUGUCAUGUGGAUGGUAUGAAUCACUUUAAAGAUACGAGAAAGUUAAUGUGUGGAUCAUUGGGUGAAACAGUGAUACAAAGUCAGAAUGAUGUGUAACAUUAGCCAAAGUAAUCAUAUAGUCAGAAACCAUGUGAAUUUGAUACUUUAUUUUAAUACUAAGUGUUUAUUGAUGGAAGUUAUUACAUUUGCUGAUACAAGGGAAGUAAUGUAUACAUGUAACUCAUCAGUGUAUAAAUAAUUUCAUCAAUUUUUGUAAAGAGGAUGGAAUACUGUUCAUAUAUUUAUUUUUGGAUUGACAGUUUAGUAAUUUAUCAGACUGUACCAUGUGGAGCAAAGCAUUCUUCUAAAACAAUCUUGUGAGAAAAUUGCUUGAGAUUGUCAAUAUAUUUGCAAGUAAGAAGUAAAUAUUUGUUUGUGGAACGGUACUGGAAUCCAGCUAGUAUGUCAUUUCAUCUAAAAUUGUUGGUGCCUUAAUAUGACAAGCUCUUUAUAUAAAAUAAGCCAUUAUGUAUAUAGUGUAUUAUAAAAUGUUACUCAUGUGCAAUUGUCAAAUGUAUCAAUCGUUACAUGAAAGUGUGAUUCCCUUUAUUGAUUAAUGUGUAAAGUGAUAACAUUAAUUUAGUAAUAUUUUGCAGUAUUAUUGUAGGCAGAACAUAUUAAGUAUUUAUCUCAGUUACUGAAGAAGACAUGUACAAAUUUAAUUAUUCUAGUAGGAUGUUGACCAGUGGAGCAUUUGUUUGUAUUUUUCACCAUUUAAACAAUAACAGCACUUCUCAUUCUCAUUUUACAGUGUGUUAUAAGAAGUCAUAGUUUCACUGAAGUUACCAAAUAGUUCUUGUUCAUAAUUUUUCCUAAUAAUAUUCUACGAAGAUAACUUGGAAUGGGACCAGAACAAUGUUUCACUGUAUUCUUGGAAUGAGUUUAAAUUUUAGCUUCUGUCAUAUCCACUAGUAUGUAGACUCUUCACAGAAAGCAUUCCUCUUUUGCAUUAAGUGCUGUUUGUUUCUCAGUAUUUUCAUAUUGAAACUUGUUGUGUGUUCCAUUUAAGUAACGAGUAAUGUAUUUGAAGUGUGGCUAUCUCAUCUCCCUUACAGUGGAGCCACUGUACUUGAUAUACCAUGUAUCCUUCGUAAAUUAUUAGAUCAUAAUUUCAAAUAAAUCAAGACUGAUAGUGAAAUAUGGACAAUUUACAUCUGUUACCAUUUACUAAAACUUCUAAAAGUGACAGUGUAUAAAUUAUCUUCAGACUUACUUUCCUCAUUUUACACUCCAGGUUAUUGGUAAUAAUUAUGCAGGUAUUCCCAACUUAACAUUAAGUUAGUGAACAAAAUAUUUGUCUCUUCUCACUUUUUGUUCAUUUCAUUCACUCAACUCAGUCAAUAAUUGUAAGGAAAUAAAUUGAAUUCCCUCAGAUGCUUUUUUUGUGCAAAAGACAUGUAAUGUACCUAUGUGCAUAUUGAAAGUGCUGUAAAUAGAUUAUUGACCAAACUGAAAAAGUUAUACCAAUGAGAAGUAAAGUGCUGUAAAUAUAUGUUAAUGACUCUGAA